This is a messenger RNA of Loa loa (African eye worm), 748 nucleotides long. RefSeq lists its product as hypothetical. The transcript has 7 exons. Bases 29 to 748 code for a protein of 239 amino acids. The record is from RefSeq and is a predicted model, not a curated record. NCBI's taxonomy places the organism in Eukaryota, Metazoa, Nematoda, Chromadorea, Rhabditida, Onchocercidae.
GGAUGUAAGUCCAUUUGCAGUUGCAAGUAUGGUAUUGGAGGUACCACCAGAAAAACAAAAUGCGACAAAAUUGGACACCACAUUAUUACCAUUAAAUCAUUCGAAAAUUUUAGUACCAUAUAUUCAAGCAAUGGCUGCUGCGCCAUUUGCGCUUAAUGCAUUACAGUUAGAAAAUAAUGGCAAAGUAUGGAAUAUCCUAGAAAUUGGUCUUGGUACCGGAAUUUUGAAUAGCUUUUUGCAUAAUGUCUUUACCAAUAUAAAUAUAACAGCAAUAGAAUUAGAACAAGGAAUGUAUGAAAUAGCUAAGAAAUAUUUUGGUCUAAUUGAAGAUAAUUAUCAAAGAGUAAUUAUUGAGGAUGGUUUACGAUAUUUACAGAAAACUUCAUCAAGUCAAUCUAAAUUCAAUGUGAUCUUUAUCGAUGCUUGCUAUGAUCGAAUUGUUGACGAAGUGAUGUGUCCGGUUGAAGCUUUUAUGCUUAAACAAAAUUUGCAUAUUGUUAAAAAAGCAUUAACCAAAAAUGGGAUUGUUGUUUUAUCAGUUUUAACAUUUGAAGAAAAUGAACUUAGAAAGAUACAAAAACGAUAUACAGAUGUAUUUGGUAGUUGUCAUUUGAUUACUGAUGGACUAAAUCUUGUCAACCAUGUUCUUGCGUGUGGUGAAUAUCGACGAAAUAAGGCCAAAUUUGUUCGAAAAUUAAAAGAAAUUUACCAGAAAUUUGAAUUUAAUUCAGAACCAAAUAUUGAUUGA